Messenger RNA from Phaeoacremonium minimum UCRPA7, 1509 nucleotides. RefSeq names its product putative fad-binding domain-containing protein. Bases 1 to 1509 code for a protein of 502 amino acids. The transcript has 3 exons. The record is from RefSeq and is a predicted model, not a curated record. Gene Ontology annotation, molecular function: oxidoreductase activity; FAD binding. Lineage: Eukaryota; Fungi; Ascomycota; Sordariomycetes; Togniniales; Togniniaceae.
AUGCAGCUCACUCGGUCUAUUUUUCUUUCCAUCGCUGGCUUUGGCUUCUGCUCUGCCACGGAUCUCAAAACGCUCCUCACCAACUCGGCCAAUAACUGGUCUCCGAACCUGACCAUCUCGUUCCCUGGCUCUUCCGCCUUCACUAACGCAACUGAUCGAUGGACUGUUUUCGAUGAGCCUACCUUCAUUGCUUCGGUCACAGUAGGCAAUGAGGCAGACGUUGUCAAGCUGGUAAAACUGGCCACGACCAAUGGGAUCGCUUUUCUUGCCACGGGCGGUCGCCAUGGAUACACCACCACAUUGGGAAGGAUGCAGAAUGGCCUCUCCAUCGAUCUCAGCCAGCUCGACAGUUACAGCAUUGACAAGAAGGCCGGCACACUUACUGUGGGCGGUGGUGUCGUCGUCGAAAGCAUCGUUGGCCCCGCAUACGAGGCUGGUUUCGAACUACAAACCGGCUCAUCAUCCUGCCCCGGCCUGGUGGGCGUCACCCUCGGCGGCGGCGUGGGCCGCUACAGCGGCAUCUACGGCCUAAUGGUCGACAACCUCCAGUCCGUGCGCCUCGUGACAGCCACCGGCCAAGUCCUGACCGUGUCCGCAACCUCCAAUCCCGACCUGUUCUGGGCCAUCCGCGGCGCCGGCGCCAACUUCGGCAUCGUAACACAAGCAACCUACAAGCUCAACCACAUCAUCCCGGGCGUCAACGGCGGCGGCGGCAUCGUUAACCUGGACAUGGUCUUCCCCGCCAACAAAUCAGCGGCCUACUUCAACGUGAUCGAAUCGCUCGCCGGCGGCCCGGGCUGCAGCCUCCCCGCCAAGCUGGGUCUCAUCAGCCUCGCGAUCUACGAUUCUGCAAGCGGUGGGCCCCAACUCCUCGCUAACUGGGUCUACAUGGGGACUCAGGCUGAGGCCGAGAAGGUGGCCGCCCCUGUUUUGGCGCUUAAUCCGACUUCGGCUGUAUUCAGCAACCUUACGUACGGGAACAUUCUCACUGAGGGAGCUUUUGGCGUCGACGCGGAGCUCUGUGCCAAGGGUUCCAUUCUGGACAUCUACACGUCGACCGUGCGCAACAUCAGCGCCUCGUCUAUGCAAGCUGCGUUUGAAGAGAUGGGCGCGCUGUACGCUGCGUACCCGGAUGCCCAGAGCAGCAUCAUCAACUUCGAGAACUUCGCCAACCAGGAUAUGCUUGCGAAGGAUGAUGGCUCCACAGUCUAUCCCUGGCGGGACGCCACUGGGAACUACAUCAUCUCGAUGUCGUGGAGUGAGGGCGCUGAUGCGGCGACCCAGGCUGCGGCGGAUACGACGGCUCAGAAUAUCCGCAGGUUACUGUCGGCGACGAGUGGAUAUCCUGGCAACGGGACGGUGACGCUUGUGAGCUAUGCGCAUGGUGACGAGGGCGUUGCGAGCAUCUAUGGGGCUAGGAAUAUGCCUAGGCUGGCGGCGCUGAAGAAGAAGUAUGACCCAAGUAAUGUGUUUAGGUUCAAUAAUGCGUUGCCCACCUCGUGGCCUUGA